Cryptomeria japonica (Japanese cedar) is the source of this 610-nucleotide messenger RNA. RefSeq names its product protein SPIRAL1-like 3. Lineage: Eukaryota; Viridiplantae; Streptophyta; Pinopsida; Cupressales; Cupressaceae. Gene Ontology annotation, biological process: cortical microtubule organization. Gene Ontology annotation, cellular component: cortical microtubule, transverse to long axis. The coding region runs from base 60 to 302 and encodes 80 amino acids. The record is from RefSeq and is a predicted model, not a curated record. The transcript is spliced from 2 exons.
GCAUAAAUAAUUGAGGCAAUACAAUCAUUUACAACGCACUUUAACUUGAAGCAGAGAAAAUGGGUCGUGGAGUUUGCAGUGGAGGGGGGCAAAGCUCAUUGGGAUAUCUGUUGGGGGGAGCCUCUCUUCCCACAAAAGACUCCCCUUCCAACAUUCACAACAGCAAGCCCAUUACAAAUAACUAUCAAAGGGUAGAUGGGCAAAACAGUGGGAAUUUCAUCACUGAUCGGCCUUCAACAAAAGUGCAGAGUGUACCAGGUGGAGGGUCUUCUCUGGGCUAUCUCUUGGGAGGACAGAAAUGAGAAGCUAGACCAUUAGGGAUGUGCUCAUCGUUAUCAUAUAUGAUUUGGCUUUGGGUAGUACUGUGUUCAUGUCAUUUGCUGAAGUUAAUCUCUUCUGGAUUGUUAAAUGUAAUAAAUGCUUGCUUAUAGUGGUAUCAGUCCCUAGAAAUUGGGCAGGAGGGAAACAUAAAUCUUGCAAGUAUAUAUCUCUUAUCUUUGAGGUAUUGAAGCACUCAAUCUGCAAAGAGAUUUGUCUGUUGUGCAUUCACAAAAGCAUACCGCACAAUAUGAAUUGUUGAUAGUUAAUGCAAUAAAUAUUUUUUCAAUAA